Messenger RNA from Contarinia nasturtii (swede midge), 2670 nucleotides. RefSeq names its product organic cation transporter protein (gene Orct). Bases 869 to 2575 code for a protein of 568 amino acids. The transcript has a single exon. Gene Ontology annotation, molecular function: transmembrane transporter activity. The record is from RefSeq and is a predicted model, not a curated record. Gene Ontology annotation, biological process: transmembrane transport. Gene Ontology annotation, cellular component: membrane. NCBI's taxonomy places the organism in Eukaryota, Metazoa, Arthropoda, Insecta, Diptera, Cecidomyiidae.
GUGUCAUUUGAAGCGUAUAGACUUGUGUGUAUGUAUAUAUGCCAUAUAACGUAAAUUGUGAAUACAAUUUUGUGUGUGUGUAAUAGUAGAUGUCUGUGUCAUAGUCAUAUCUUUAACAUUUGCCGACCAAAAUUCAUUCAAGUGAUACUUGUACAUUGUGAACAUCGACAAAUUCAUUUUACUCUCUUUACUAACGUACACUCUCUUUGAAUAAUAUUCACAGAUUGCAAUGUGUUGUGUUAAAGUGUGUUUUUUUAUCACUUUUACCAAACAAUCCGAGCACAUCAGUCAUUAAAUUUUAGUUUACUCGAGCAGACGUAUUCAAGCAAUAUACAUACGCCGUGUAUAAAAAAAAAUCAUAACACGAAUACGAAUUUGGUUUAAUUCCCGUCCGGUCAAUUCUGUUUACACAAAUAAAUCGAACUGUAUGUUGAAGAUUUGGUGAAGUAAUUUUUUUAUUUUAAGAAACAGUCGCCAAAAACUCCACCAUUGAAAUUAUCGUCGAAAUGAAAUUUCGUAGUUUUUUGGUUUUAUAAACAAUGAACACACAAUUUGUGUAAUAAAAAAAAGUUCAUCAUUUUUACAUUUAUUGAUAACGGUUGAGAAAUGCGUUUCAAUCGAGUGAAAUUAUGUGAGAAAAAGAAAAAAAGCCCUAUUUAAACACAACGCAUAGAUGCUAUUGCAAACAAACGAUAAACUGUUGCUCUUUUCAUUAUACUUUGACAAUCGCUCCCAGUAUUGAUGAUAUUUUGAUGAAACAAAAAAUAUAAUAAAAUAGUGCUAUUAAGAACUCGAAUAAAUCCUUGACGAUUGAUUGUGCGACAACAACGUAGUCUCGAUACACGUGAGAACAAAAAAAGAUUGAAUAAUGGCAUAUGAAGAUCUGUUUAAAUAUAUCGGUGACUUUGGUCGUUAUCAAAAGCGUAUUUAUUUUCUAUUAUGUUUGACGGCAAUACCAUGCGGUUUUCAUAAAUUGGCAAAUGUCUUUUUGAUGGCAAAACCCGAUCAUCGAUGUCAGCUGCCAUUCGAAUCCAUCAAUGCAAAUUACAGCCUUCCCAACGAGACAUGGUAUAUGUCGUACCCAGUCGAUGAAUUCAAUCAUGAAAAGUACUCUGGAUGCGAGCGAUUGGAUGCAAAUUUUACGGAUGAAUAUUUUGCAUCAAAUAGUCCAGUAAACAAGAGCAUAACAUGUGUUUCAUACAUAUUGGAUGAUUCAAAGUACAAAAGUUCAACGGUUAUUGAAUGGAAUAUGAUAUGUGGACGAAAAGCAAUGCGUGCGACGGCCGAUGCUCUAUUUAUGUUGGGUGUGUUACUUGGUAGCAUUGUGUUUGGUCAAAUGUCUGACAAAUAUGGACGAAAACCGGUGUUUUUUGCAUCGCUUGUAUUACAAGUAAUAUUCGGUGUGAUAGCCGGUAUUGCACCCGACUACAUAACAUUUGUGUUGGCACGUUUGGUAGUCGGUGCAACAACAUCGGGUGUAUUUUUGGUAUCGUAUGUACUGGCUAUGGAAAUGGUUGGACAAAGUUAUCGACUAUUUGCCGGUGUUGCUGUUAUGAUGUUUUUCUCGCUUGGUUUCAUUUUGACGGCUGGUUUUGCGUACAUUUUUCGGGAUUGGCGUGAAUUUCAAAUUGCCAUCACAUUACCCGGAUUGGUAUUCAUGUGUUAUUACUGGUUCAUUCCAGAAUCAUCGCGAUGGUUAUUAUCAAAAAAUCGUAAAGAUGAAGCAAUCAAAGUGAUCGAAGCCGUUGCCAAAGAGAAUAAAGCGAUCAUUCCAAAAGAAGUGCUCGACAGCAUUGACGACGAAAUCAAACCAAAACAAAUCGUAAAAGAACCGGAUGUUAAAGAACCAUCAUUGCUUGAUCUGUUUCGUUAUCCAAAUUUGCGUAGGAAGACGCUAUUGAUUUUUUUGGAUUGGUUUGUAAACAGUGCAACAUACUACGGUCUAUCGUGGAAUACCAGCAAUUUGGGUGGCAAUGAUUAUGUGAAUUUUAUUAUAUCGGGCGCCGUUGAAUUUCCCGCCUACACAUUUCUGCUGUUAACGCUCAAUCGAUGGGGACGCCGGAAUAUUUUGUGCGGUUGCAUGUUAGUGGCUGGCACAAUGCUUUUGACCACAAUUCUCAUUCCAAAAGAGCAUGAUACUGCGAUUAUGGUAUUGGCUAUGCUCGGGAAAAUGGCAAUCACUUCAAGCUAUGGAACGGUUUAUGUGUUUACAACUGAACAAUUUCCGACGCCGGUUCGCAAUGUUGGUUUGGGUGCGUCAUCAAUGAUGGCACGUUUCGGCGGCAUUUUAGCACCAUACAUAAAUGUACUCGCCGACUUAUGGAAACCAUUUCCAUUGGUUAUAUUUGGUGUGCUUGCGUUCAUCAGUGGCCUUUUAUCAUUAUAUCUACCAGAAACAUUAAACAAAAAAUUACCAGAAACCAUUGAGGAGGGUGAACGAUUCGGUAAAAAGACGGCGCAUCAAGACGAGGAAAAUGCUGACAAUUUGGAAGAACUGAAAAAAUUAAACCAAACAUCUAAUACCAUUCCAGAAACUCCGGAACUCAUAAAUGGCCAUGCAAAGUUGGACAAUUAAAAAUAUUCUUCUUCUUUUUUUUUUACUUGACCAUCAAUUUUUAUAUAAAUUUCAUAUAAUAUUUUUUAUCAAAUCUAAAAAUGAUGAGAAAAAAA